Molecule: messenger RNA, 933 nt
Organism: Saccostrea cuccullata (small rock oyster)
Lineage: Eukaryota; Metazoa; Mollusca; Bivalvia; Ostreida; Ostreidae
Product: proteasome activator complex subunit 3-like
Exons: 10
Coding region: 82-852 (256 amino acids)
Biological process (GO): positive regulation of endopeptidase activity; regulation of proteasomal protein catabolic process; regulation of G1/S transition of mitotic cell cycle
Cellular component (GO): nucleoplasm; cytoplasm; proteasome activator complex
Molecular function (GO): endopeptidase activator activity
Source: RefSeq, a predicted model, not a curated record
AAUAGUCAUACUCUUAAAGUUCAAGGCCGAGAAAUAAAGCCACAUUGAAAUUUGGCGCUACAUCCUCAUAAUCUUAUAGCGAUGUCAAAGAAAGGAAGUAAAGAUUCCCAAAGAUCGGAUACGCUACAAAAGGUUAAAGAGUUCAAGGACAACUUCAAAAAAGAGGGUGAUCACUUAGUUCAGGAUGUGUUUCCAGCAAAAAUAUUAGAAUUAGAAGAACUGUAUCAGAGCAUGACAAAGUCUCGACUGGCAGACAUACAUGUGGACCUCAACAUUCCUUGCCCAGACCCUAUCCUAUUUACAAACAAUGCAUCAGGAGAUGAGCCUGCAGGCAAAAAGAGGAAAAUUGAAAAUGACAACCAUAAUGAUGUCUCAGGUACAAGGGUCAUGGUGUUACCCAAUGGUCCAGCUCCUUGUAAUAAGAAGUUAGUGGUGAUAGCAGAGAAGUUAAAACCAUUAAUAAGAGACCUGAUGGAUCACACAAAUAUGCUGAAAAUGUGGAUUGCAUUCCUGAUUCCAAAAAUUGAAGAUGGAAAUAACUUUGGUGUAUCAGUUCAGGAGGAAACAAUGGGAGAGGCCAGACAGGUAGAAACUGAGGCUGCCUCUUACCUGGACCAGGUGUCUAGAUACUUCAUCUCACGGGCAAAACUCAUCUCCAAAGUGGCCAAAUACCCACACAUAGAUGACUACAGACAAGCGGUGAGGGAAUUAGAUGAGAAAGAAUACGUCAGUCUGCGCCUCAUCUGCUGUGAAGUCCGCAACCACUACGCAAGCCUACACGACCUGGUGUUGAAGAAUAUCGACAAAAUCAAGAAACCAAGAUCAGCAAAUGCUGACAGUCUCAUUUACUGAUGGCAAUUAACAGAUUAAUUGAUAAAUUAAACACCUUUAAUUGAUAUUUGUGGCAUAAACAAACCAAGGAAACAUCAAUGU